This is a messenger RNA of Penicillium malachiteum, 825 nucleotides long. RefSeq lists its product as uncharacterized. NCBI's taxonomy places the organism in Eukaryota, Fungi, Ascomycota, Eurotiomycetes, Eurotiales, Aspergillaceae. The record is from RefSeq and is a predicted model, not a curated record. The coding region runs from base 1 to 825 and encodes 274 amino acids. The transcript has a single exon.
AUGUUGCUUCCAUCCGCUCUCCCCUGCGAUGUGCGCCGGUCGUCUCGCUUCACUCCCAGCCGUCUCUUCUCGACGCCUCCUCCCUCUGAUCGAGGAUACUCAUCUAGAAAUGGUCUUCUCGGCACAUGUCGCGCGCUGCAGUCUCUGCUGAAUGGAUCUCCCGCUCCAUCAUCACGUCGAUCCAAGCCCCAGCGCCUGCAAAGCCCUCUUCCAAUCAAUCCGCCGCGUCGCUCACCACGCACGCGCAGCAAAGUCGCACGACCUGCAUCACCCCGACCAACUCCACCACCAACUACUCUCGCUACUUCACCACCACCUGCUCCAUCUGCGCCCGCACGCGGCGCCAACAAGCGGCGCCGACCCGCUUUUGAGGACGAUGACAGCGACGCAGAUAUGCCCUGUAUGCGCAAUCGUCUCUCUACUCCUACUCCCAAACGCCAGCGCCAUGUCCCUUAUGACCUGCCGCUUGGCCUCUCUUCCACAGACUUCUAUUCCCUACAUUCGCCUCCUAUCACUCAAUCCCCUCCUUCUCCCGCUCAGCGUCGGAUCGAUGCGCGCAUUCAAUUAGAAGCGCCUAUUGAUCCCGACGCGCCUCUUCCUUCGAUCGAAGAAUCGGAGGAAUCCACCCCGGCCCCAUCCGACGAAUGGACGGCCGAGGAAGACCAACAUCUCAUGGACCUGGUCCUUGAGAAAUUUCGUCUCUCCCAACAAGAAUGGGAUGAGUGUGCGCGCCGAAUGGGCCGCCAAAACCACAGCGAUGUAGGCAGACGAUGGAACUCCCUCGUUGGUGAGGGUCGCAUUGGUCUACGUCCCGCUCGUCGAUGA